Messenger RNA from Alternaria metachromatica, 624 nucleotides. RefSeq lists its product as uncharacterized. Lineage: Eukaryota; Fungi; Ascomycota; Dothideomycetes; Pleosporales; Pleosporaceae. Bases 1 to 624 code for a protein of 207 amino acids. The transcript is spliced from 2 exons. The record is from RefSeq and is a predicted model, not a curated record.
AUGUUCAAACUUGUUCCUAUCCUUCUCGCUUUCGCAGCUCUUACUCACGCUGACGCUGAUUGCGAAUACGAUUGUGAACCCAUCUACACCAUACAAUCUGACCCCUUCAACCUCGUCCUCAUAUCCGAAGACCCUUCCCUGGACGGCAAGACUCUAUCUGCAUGCCAUGCCGGUGCAGCAGUUUUCACGCUUUGCCCCACGCUUUCGGAAGAAGGAGCCCAGUAUCCCGUUAUUCUGACCCACAACACGACAGACACUGCCAUCACAAACACCUUCGGCACCCAAGGCAUCCUCUCCUGGACCAUCCCCUACGACCCCUACCCCAUCGACCUCUCCGUGCUCCUCCAACCCCAAGACAUCGUCCCCUUGUCCAUCGCACAGCUCGCCAUGACCUACAGUGGCGACGGUAGCCUCUCCUUCGACAACAACGACAUACUAAACUUCCAGAAUCCGAUUACUUGGGGGGCUGAGAAACCAGGCAUGGGUGAGUGGACGGGGUAUUAUCGCUGGUGGGUUUGCUUCACGUACUAUGGGACAGGGUAUGUUAGGCAGACUUUGGUGUGGGGGACGGGGGUCGGGAAACCUGGUAAGUUUGGUGCUUUCUUCUUUUUCGGUAGAUGUUGA